AUGCUACACGAGAUCAAUAACCAAUGUUUGGUAACCAUAUUGAUCACGAAAAUCACUGGUCGAGAAGCUUCACACAUAACGAAAACACACAAUAACCACAAUUUGACAACACCAACAAUAACAGAAAAGUCACAGCUUGAACAUGUUUGUAAUGACAGAAUCUGUCUGAGAUGGAUGAUACAUAUAAGUUCAUUGAUUGGUCUUCCAAUAUGUCCAAUACUACUUCUGUUCAUACAAUUACUUAAUUUUAGAAUGGAUAUUGUACAUAAUGCCAAAGAAGCUCAUCUGUCAUGGCUACCUUCUACUAGUGGAUUACCUCCACCACCGAAUGCACUUCAAGCAGAUUCUGGUGUUUGUGUGAUUCGUGGCAAAAAGGGUGAGCAUUUAAUACCAGGAAAAGAAAUUUUACUUUCCGAAUUUGAAAUUUUGUGCAACACAAGCGUAUUUUCGAAUCAAACUUUGUACCAGUGGGUUCCAGAAUCUUUCGGUAGAGUUCCAGCUGGUGCAUUACUUGCUGGUAUAACUAGCACAAGUGAACCUCUUUAUGUUGCUCGUGCUAUAGUACAAGAUGAAUUGUGUAUUGGUAAAGUUAACUGUUCACAAAAAUUUGCACUUCUUGAUUACAAGGGUAAAGAAAACAAAGUGAAACAUUAUGAAGUUCUAUGUUUUAUAGAACAGAAGGAUUAA
Schistosoma rodhaini is the source of this 687-nucleotide messenger RNA. Lineage: Eukaryota; Metazoa; Platyhelminthes; Trematoda; Strigeidida; Schistosomatidae. The record is from the annotation of a GenBank genome assembly.